Messenger RNA from Penicillium macrosclerotiorum, 2913 nucleotides. RefSeq lists its product as uncharacterized. NCBI's taxonomy places the organism in Eukaryota, Fungi, Ascomycota, Eurotiomycetes, Eurotiales, Aspergillaceae. The transcript has 3 exons. The record is from RefSeq and is a predicted model, not a curated record. The annotation marks the transcript as partial. Gene Ontology annotation, cellular component: endoplasmic reticulum. Gene Ontology annotation, molecular function: phosphatidylinositol-4-phosphate phosphatase activity. Gene Ontology annotation, biological process: phosphatidylinositol dephosphorylation.
UCCCAACACCAAGGUACAACCAUACCCGCGAUGCCGGCCUUGCUGCGAAAAUUGGCUAUCGUCGCGGCAGUCGACGGGCUGAUUCUGCACGCACACAGCGCCAACGGGCCUCGUCAUAGUCCCGGAAGCAACAAUGAGGCUUCGUCAAUUCGGAUCGACUAUAAGACGAACAAGAUCACCGCGCUGCCCGCUGCAGACGCGGAGUCGCUAGAGGGGCGGGAUGUGCUGGAGACAUACGGCUUAGUCGGUCUCUUAUCUGUCGCGUCUUUCUCGUUCCUUGUCUCCAUUACGCAGCGCCAGCAAGUCGCCCAGAUCCAAGACCACCCGAUCUACGCGGUGGCCAAUAUUGCUAUCAUCCCCAUCUCCUCGCAGGCCGAUGCCGCCCAUGCGAUCACGCAGGCCCGUAAAGAGGUCUCCCAGGGCGAGCCCGAACUCGACUCGCCCGAUGAAGAAGAGGUACCAGGCACUACCACCGAAGCCGUGGAGGCGGAGAUUCAGAGUGCGCCAGUCUCGCCGGUCCGCGAGCCGCUCCAUGCGCGAGGCCCUAGUGUCAGCAGUAUCGCUGAGGACGUGAUUGGGAAGCGGAUGCGCUUCGGGCGAUUCGCGACGAAUUGGCUUUCUCGCAAGAACUUGGGGUUACCGCGGCCCGGCGCGCUGGAACAAGAGCUUCCGGAGUCUCCAUUUGACGAUUCACCACGGUUAUCGGUUGAUACUCUGGAUAUCUCGGAUAAGGCGACAGAGGCUUCUGUGCCGGAGGAAGUCCAGGCUGCGCAGGCUGAUACUAAUCGCCCUCGCUCCGACCAGGCGGCGGAGCUAUUGCCGAAGUUGUUGCGGUAUACCAAACUCUUGUUUGCGUCGCAUAAUUUCUUCUUUGCAUACGAUUAUGAUAUUACGCGAUCAUUCAAUACCCAGGAAGCGCGAAAUGGACAUCUGCCUCUCCACAAAGUUGUGGACCCAUUGUAUUUUUGGAAUAAUCAUCUCAUGACAGCAUUCAUUGAGAGCGGAGCUCAUGGUUUUGUAUUACCCUUGUUACAGGGCUUUGUUGGCCAACGGGAGUUCAUCGUGGCUGCUCCCGAACAGAAGAAAUCCAACGAUUCUUCUGUGGAGCAGCAAGUUGAAGGCCGCAUUCUUGGGGAAACUCAGGAGGUUGAGGGUGUCGAGACAAAGGUUCCCAAGCAUAACUUCCUUUUGACACUCAUCUCGCGGCGCUCGGUCAAUCGGCCUGGGGUUCGCUAUCUGCGUCGCGGCGUGGAUGAUGAAGGAAAUACUGCCAACACUGUCGAAACAGAACAGAUUCUCUCAACUCCGGAAUGGGAUUCCUCGCAUAAUGUCUACUCAUAUCUGCAGGUCCGAGGAUCCAUUCCUCUGUAUUUCUCGCAAACCCCCUACUCCUUCAAGCCUUUGCCGAUCCUGCACCAUUCCGCCGAGACGAACCAGCUCGCUUUUGGGAGACAUUUCCGAGAACUGAGCCGGCGAUAUGGCAAAAUUCAGGCUGUCUCCUUGAUUGACAAGCAUGCCGGGGAAUUGAAACUGGGCGAACAAUACGAGAGAUACACUGGUGCCUUCAACGAGACUGGUGGUAUCGAUGGCGUGCCUCUACGCUUGGAGUGGUUUGAUUUCCACAGUGAAUGUCGCGGCAUGAAAUUUGAGAACGUAUCCCGCUUAGUUGAUCGCGUCACGGAUACUUUGGAUGAGUUCGGGUAUACCACGAUCAAAGAUGGUACCUCGUUGCAUCAACAAACAGGUAUUGUGCGGACGAACUGUAUGGACUGUCUCGACCGGACAGGGGUCGCACAGUGCGCGUUUGGGCAGUGGGCGCUAGAACGUCAACUACAAAAUGAGGGGAUCAGCAUCGAUCUCGGGGGCGAUUCUUCAACGCAAUGGUUCAAUACUCUCUGGGCUGAUAAUGGCGAUGCUAUCUCUAAGCAAUACUCGUCUACUGCUGCGCUUAAGGGAGACUAUACUCGCACUCGCAAGCGAGACUACCGCGGCGCUCUCAAUGACCUCGGGCUUACUCUCUCGCGGUAUUAUAACAACAUCGUCAACGACUUCUUUUCACAGGCCUGCAUUGACUAUCUCCUCGGCAAUGUCUCGACCCAGGUUUUCGACGAAUUUGCCCUCGAGCUUCAAACCACCGACCCCGGCAUCUCGGUCCAGAAGAUUCGACAGAAUGCCAUUGACACGAGCUGCAAAAUCGUCAUCAGCAGCCCCUCUGAAGAAUUUCUCGGCGGCUGGACCAUGCUCACGCCACGGCAACCAAACACGCUCCGUACCCUCCCCUUCGAAGAGUCGGUGCUGCUGUUAACUGAUGCAGCUGUGUAUAGCUGCCGCUUUGAUUGGGAAACCGACAAAGUGCUCUCCUUUGAGCGCAUCGAUCUCCGCUCCAUCUCCCGCAUUCACUAUGGCACAUACAUCACCUCCAUCAUGACGGACAGUCAAGCCAAUGAGGGCAGCAACGUGGGUUUGGUGAUCGUCUACCGUGACGGCGACGCGAACGCCCUCCGAGUUAAUACGCGCUCGCUGCAAACCAACGUGCGUCCUGCGGCGCUGGAGGCGACAACCAGCUCCAACGGUGAAUGGGAUCUGGUAUCUUGGCUGCGCGGCACUAAACGUGCAACAACGCGGUUUGUCGCGUUCAAAUCCAUGCCGCUUUCAAAUGCAAUCUCCAGUCCACGACUCGGACCUGGCGCUGGGGCCGGGCUUGCGGCGGGCAGUGGGAACGUGCGCGAGCUCGACCGAGUGCGAUCGAUCUGUCAGGAUAUUGAACGUGCACUUCUGGCCGGAGAUGGACAAAAUAUCGACGCGGCGUCUGUGGUGGAGCAAUCGGAUAUUAUCUCACUAGCAGAUGCGAAGAAGCGGACAGGCAUUUUGGAGUAUCUAGUAUACGAUAUCAAGAAGAUGGUCUGGGCUUGA